Messenger RNA from Paramisgurnus dabryanus, 3698 nucleotides. It is a transcript of the gene arhgef2b, whose product is annotated as rho/rac guanine nucleotide exchange factor (GEF) 2b. Gene Ontology annotation, cellular component: ruffle membrane; cytoskeleton. Gene Ontology annotation, molecular function: microtubule binding; guanyl-nucleotide exchange factor activity. Gene Ontology annotation, biological process: regulation of Rho protein signal transduction; positive regulation of neuron differentiation; actin filament organization. Lineage: Eukaryota; Metazoa; Chordata; Actinopteri; Cypriniformes; Cobitidae. The record is from RefSeq and is a predicted model, not a curated record.
CCGAUGAAGGCUGUGGAGUUUCCUGUAAAAAACGCUUCAUUAAACACAGAGUUUACUACAGACUAAAUGGAGAUUUAAUUUACACGCAUUUUUAUAGUUUUAAAUCUCUCGUUGGAUGGUUAUUUACUUGGUACGCUACAAAUAACUGGAUUUUAAACUGCCCGGCUCCUGUUGGUGGAGCUGAUUUUAUUUCCUCGGCAUGUCCCGUCCAUCCGAUCCGUUACCGAAAACACGCCAUGAAAGAAUGAAAGAUACGAAUCAAAAGAACAAAGAGAAGGAGCGGAUGAAGGCUCGGGAGAAAGAGACAAAAGAGCGUGAGGCGCGUUACAGCAAUGGUCACCUGUUCACUUCCCUCAGCGUGUCUGCUACCACACUUUGCUCUGCCUGCAACAAGAGCAUUACUGCAAAAGAGGCCCUCAGCUGUCCCACUUGCAAUGUGACUAUCCACAACCGUUGCAGGGACACACUGGCCAACUGUGCCAAAAUGAAGCAGAAGCAACAGAGGCUGGCGCUGGUCAGAAACGCAGCAACUUUGCCAAACGUGGCCCUCCGCACCAAAAACCCGAUAAUGAAGGAGAGGCCUAGUUCAGCAAUCUAUCCGUCAGAGACACUAAGACAGUCUCUACUUGGUUCCCGUAAAGGACGCUCCACCCUGUACCUCAACAAGAGCAUUUCCACAAAUAACUUAGCGGGGAGUCUGAACGAUGACUCUCCUCUCGGACUCCGGCGGAUUCUCUCUCACUCCACAGACUCUCUGAACUUUAGAAACAGAGCCAUGUCAAUGGAGUCCCUCUAUGAUGAAGGAGAGAUGUAUUACGCAUCAAUGCUGGAGGAGUUGAAGAAGGAUGGGAAAGAUUUUGAGGCAGACUCCUGGAGCCUAGCUGUGGACUCAUCUUAUCUGCAGUCUCAUCGCAAAGACGUCAUCAAAAGACAAGAUGUUAUAUAUGAGCUCAUUCAGACAGAGCUGAACCAUGUGCGGACGCUGCGGAUCAUGGAUGGGGUUUAUCGCAGAGGGAUGCUGGAGGAAGUGUUGUUAGAGAUGGGUGUUGUUCAUGCCAUUUUCCCCUGCUUGGACCAGCUGCUGUCUAUUCACUCACACUUCCUGAACCUCCUGCUAACACGAAAGAACCACAGCCUGGCACCUGGUAGCACCCGCAACUUCACCAUCCAACAACUGGGAGAUAUUCUGGUGGAGCAGUUUUCAGGUCAGAAUGCAGAGGAGAUGAGAAAGUGCUAUGUGGAAUUCUGCAGUCGACACCUUAAAGCUGUCAAGCUCUACAAGGAGCUGUUGGCCCGGGAAAAGAGGUUCCAACAAUUCAUACGGCGAGUGGGCAGGGGUUCUUUACUCCGUCGUCAUGGUGUUCAAGAGUGCAUUUUACUUGUCACUCAGCGUAUCACUAAAUACCCUGUGUUGAUCCAGCGCAUAUUAGACAACACUAAAGGUAGUGAAGAGGAGACUAAGUCUAUGGUUCACUCUUUGACUCUGAUCCGGGAGCUGCUGCGCUCUGUGGAUCAGCAGGUUCAGGAGUUGGAACGAGCACAACGGCUGCAGGAGAUCCAGUCCCGUAUGGACCCGCGGGCUCAGACAGGGGUUAAGGGUGGAGGCGUGUUUCGUGGAGGAGAGCUGCUCCGCCGCAGACUGGUUCACGAAGGAACAUUGCUGUGGAAAACUGCUCAGGGAUCCAGACUCAAAGAUGUGCAUGUUUUGUUAAUGACAGACAUCCUGGUGUUCAUGCAGGAGAAAGACCAGAAAUAUAUUUUUCCCUGUCUGGACAAACCAGCAGUGCUGUGCCUACAAAAUUUGAUUGUAAGAGAUAUAGCCAAUCAGGAGCGAGGAAUGUUCCUAAUCAGCCAUUCCACGCCUCCAGAGAUGUAUGAACUACAUGCCUCCUCCAAAGAUGUCAGAAACUCCUGGAUGAAGAUCAUUCAGCAGACAGUGAGCAAUUGUCCUUCAAGGGAUGAUUUUCCUCUGAUUGAGACUGAGGACAAAGCUUUGCUUCGCCGGCUUAGAGCUGAUAUCCAGCAGAAGGAUCGUGAAGUUUUAGAGCUGCUACAAGAGCGUGUGACACUCUUCUCUGAUCUAGCAGAGGUCACUGGAGGUCAAAAUGUUACCCUUCCUACAAACUCCAGAAAUGUAUUUCGAGCAGAUACGCCCUACGCUCCCCAGGCUGAAAGCUUAUUGAAUGAUGCCAUCUCUGAAGUGGACAGACUGAGUGAAGUGCUGUUGGAUUCCAACAAUGACCAUCGACAGUCCUGCAGGCUGAAUGGUGAACAGACAGAGACACCGUUGAUUUCGAAAACUACAGAUGGAGUGAAUUCAGUUAACGGGACUCGGGAUAUGAAGAAACAAUCACACAAGGACAGGAAUGGGAACCAACUACUAGACAAGACAUUAAAUGAGGAGGUGUGCCAAAGACUUGUAAACCUCAGCACUCAGCUGCAUGCUCUACAGGCUGCAGUGAUCAAACAGGACUCGUUCCUCGAACUAUACAUGCAGGAGGACUCAAAUCAUGCUACAUCAGCGCACACUAUAUCCCGGGACACACCGCCAGAAGGGGGCGGUCCAGUGGGUACACAGGAAGAUCUGGUACAGCUGCAGCGCAAAUACAACCUGUUACAGGAGGAAGUUAUACGACUGCGUGCCAACCAGGAAAAAAACAACAAAGCACAAAAUCAGCUAGAUAAACAAUUUCAAAAGCUGCGUGUUAAAGACACGACGGACGGCAGAGACACGCGUGACCUAUUGACCUCUAAGGAAACAGUAGAUCAGUUAGACAGGGUACAGGAGGGUGGAGAGACGGCCACAUCCCCCCGGGCUGACAGUCCCAGAGAUCUGCAGGAUAUCCCAGAGGAGAGUGAGUGUGGGACUGAAGUUCACAGUUAACAUCAAAUCAACCUGAAGACCUCUCCACUCAUUGACAAAUGAUGUAAAAUAAUGUUUAUGCUAUUACAUUUAAUAUGAAUGUAGCUUAGAACAGCUUUGUAUUUUUAGAUGAUUGUGUUUAAUUUAAAUGGUGUUGUAUUUUUUGAUGUUUGAUGAAAGAAUUGAAUACUUGAUUACAGGUAAAAGAAGUUUGUAAAUGCUUUGGCAUUACUUGGAUUUCUGCAUUGAUUACUCAUAAAAUGUGUUUUAAAGUUUCAAAGGCUUUUAUUGAAAAUGACAUUAGGUUUAUGCCAUGACCGUCGGAAGCAAAAAAUAGUAGAUGCCAUUUUCUUUUAUUCUGGUGCCUUUUGAUUAAACAAUUGCUUGUAUAGCCUACAAGUUUUGUUUAGUUUGUAGUGUAUCGUCCAGAUUUGAGGAAGCAGCAGCAAUGAAGUCAAGGUUGUAGUUAAAACGCAGAGUGGAGUUUAAUUUAUUAGGGCUUUCCUCUUUAGUGAAGUGGUUUUGACUGACGGCACGUGCACAGAUGUAUGCGCUAAAUUAGAGAAAAAGUGAGUGAGUCCAAUAUCAUUGGUCUUAAAAAGUGUGUGGGUCUUGUUCCACCCACAUAAUGGUUCUGAUGCCCAUGGUUUAUGUGUUGAAGACCAUUUUUCCCCAAGACCUCUGCAAUUCGCCCUGGUAUGCUGUCAAUCAAUUUCUAGGCCACAUCCUGACUGACAUCAGCCCAUUCUUGUAUAAUCAAUGCUUGUCAGAAUUUGAAUUCUUGAACAUCCUCAAGUAAAAAAUAAGAAUUUUCUUACAAAUAUUCUUAACUUUU